UCUCCAGGUGGAGCUGAAGUGUUGAUGAUCUGAUUGAUAGCCUAUAGAUAUCUGUGAUGUUGGAAUAGUAACAGUAGUUUAAAUCAGUAUAUCUAGCACGUUCACUUGUCUCUGCUUCAUUCACACGUGACCAGCUUCAUCUCCGACCGGCCGAAGUUCUCCGACAGCAGCCGAGCCCCCCCCCCCUCUCAGCAUCCACUCCCGGUCAGAGGAUCGGAGGAUGAGUCCGCUGUCCGCCGCUCUGUGACGGAGGAGCCGCUGCAGACCGAACCGGACCCGGAGCGGAACCUUCCUCAGCCCGCGGUCAGCCAUGCCGUUGGUGAAGCGAAUUAUCGAACCGAGGUAUCUGUGCCGCGGCGCCCUGCCUGAUGGCGUCGCCAGCGAGCUGGAGUGCGUCACCAACAGCACCCUGGCUGCUGUGAUCAAACAGCUGGGCGGCCUCAGUCGCCAUGCAGAGGACAUCUUUAGUGAGCUGUUCACGGAGGCCAACAGUUUCUACCUGAGGAUGAACAGCCUGCAGGAGCGAGUGGACCUGCUGGCAGUGAAGGUCACACAGCUGGACUCCACCGUGGAGGAAGUGUCUCUGCAGGACAUCAACAUGCGGAAGGCCUUCAGGAGCAGCACCAUCCAGGACCAGCAGGUGGUUUCACGGAACUCCAUCCUCAACCCGGUGCUGGAAAUGUACCAACGCUGCGACAAACCACCACCCCUCAACAUCCUGACACCCUACAGGGAUGAUAAGAAGGACGGCUUGAAGUUCUACACCGACCCGUCUUACUUCUUCAGCCUGUGGAAGGAAAAGAUGCUGCAGGCCACCGAGAACAAACGCAAAGAGAAGCGACGACAGAAGGAACAGAAGCAUGUGGAGGAGUCCUCAGGACGGGAGGUGAAGAAGGUGAGGAAAGCUCGUAACAGACGGCAGGAGUGGAACCUGAUGGCGUACGACAAGGAGCUCCGCCCAGACGCUCGAGUGACACCGUCACCUUACCACACCUCUGACGGCUCAAUGUCACCGGACAGGUCGGGGAUGUCAGACGACCCCUCCUUCCCCGCCAGCCCUCACCUUGACGCCCAGGCGCAUAAUGGGAAGGAUCAUGUCACCGCGGCAACAGGUCAGACUCAGUCGUUGGACCGCGCGCUCCGACCUGCCUCUGCCUCCUCUGCAGUCGCCACGACAACCACCCGGCAGCACUCACUGGGCCGCAACCAGCCGCAUCGCCACCACCACCCACCGGCCAAUCAGAACGGAGCAAGGACCAAUGCCACCAAGGAGGCCAAUGACCAUCAGAUCCCUCCGGCCCCCCCGCCACCCCCCCCUCUCAUGCCAUCAGCAGGUCAGAUGCCGUUCUCCAGCAUCUCCGCCCACACCGCCAUGGCAACACCGCUGCAACCUGCAGCCGCUCCUGGUGGCGCUGGCGUACUCUCUCGCCCCUACAGCCCCUCCCCUCCCCCACCUCCCCCAGCUAACUAUGUUCCCUCCCCCUCACGGCCUGGAGGCCAGGCUCCGCCCUCGGCUGCUGCCGCGCCCCCGUUGCCCCCGGUGACGGACAGCAGGAAGCCUCCCGGAGGCCCAAACGUGCCGGUGAACGAUGCCCGCAGUGACCUGCUGGCUGCCAUCCGCAGAGGGAUCCAGCUCAGGAAGGUUCAGGAGCAGCGUGAGCAGGAGGAGGCCAAGAAACGGGAGCCUACAGGAAAUGAUGUCGCCACCAUCUUGUCGCGACGCAUCGCCGUGGAGUACAGCGAAUCAGAGGACGAGUCCGAACCCGAGGACCAGGAGUGGUCCGACUGAGGAGAGGAGGACGGUCCCAGUCUGAACAUAAAGACAGACCCCAGAUCAGUCCGGAUAGAUAAAACCAGAGGGACGAUACAAACUCCAGAAAAACUCCGUCUGGAAAAUAAAACUAGCUGUUUGUUGAUUAUUAUCAGUAAAUAUUAUCAGUUUGUGUCA
Messenger RNA from Micropterus dolomieu (smallmouth bass), 1948 nucleotides. RefSeq names its product wiskott-Aldrich syndrome protein family member 3-like. The record is from RefSeq and is a predicted model, not a curated record. Gene Ontology annotation, molecular function: actin binding; protein kinase A regulatory subunit binding; Arp2/3 complex binding. Gene Ontology annotation, biological process: actin cytoskeleton organization; positive regulation of Arp2/3 complex-mediated actin nucleation. Gene Ontology annotation, cellular component: cytoskeleton. Lineage: Eukaryota; Metazoa; Chordata; Actinopteri; Centrarchiformes; Centrarchidae. Bases 311 to 1789 code for a protein of 492 amino acids. The transcript is spliced from 11 exons.